ACCUACUGUCAAAAACCACACUAAUCAAAUUGGUCGUUGUACAAAAUUUUUAAAAUUUUUUUAUAAAAACAUUCAUUACACCCAAAUAAAACAUAUUUUAUCGAAAACCACACAUAAUGGAGGAUGCCUUUAAUAAACUGAAAAAGGAGGGCAAGAAUAACGUGGACGCUUUAGUCAAGUUGAUGCAGGAUAAUAAACUAGUCGAAGGAACAAAAGCGUCAGAGGAGCGAGCUCGCAAGCUGUUCGAAGACGUUAAGAACCAAGCUAACGUGGACUACAAGACCUUCCAGGAGGCACUGGCCAAGCUGGCAGCCGACCAGGCCAAGUCUGCGGAGAAUCUGGCCCAGAACCUGUCAGCUGAAGGGUCCAAGUUCAUGCAGGCCACCUCCGCCGCCGCAAAAGCCGCCGCCGAGACAUUCAAAGAUGCCAUGAAGAAAUAAACAGAGUUUUGCGUUU
Molecule: messenger RNA, 456 nt
Organism: Aricia agestis (brown argus)
Lineage: Eukaryota; Metazoa; Arthropoda; Insecta; Lepidoptera; Lycaenidae
Exons: 2
Coding region: 117-440 (107 amino acids)
Biological process (GO): microtubule polymerization
Molecular function (GO): tubulin binding
Source: RefSeq, a predicted model, not a curated record